AUGGCUCAGAUUCUAGAAAAUAUAACCUACAUAUUAUUGGGCCUUCAACGGAGUAUAGAUACCAUUGCCACUACGGUUGCUACCCAAGGCAGUACUCUUGCCGCUCAAGGCAAUACUCUUACUGAGUUGCAAUGCCUAUUUGGGGUGUCCACCACUCAACCACCUCCGGUGACUCAUCUAGUUUCACCUCCACCUCCACCUCCACCUCUACCAGCUGACGAGUUUCCCGAACUUCACUCACUAGAAGAUAUGAGGGUUCCUAUACAAACUUCAGGAGGAUCACUUCCCCUUCAACAACCAACGGGAGUGCUCUUUCCCUCCGAAGCACCUAAGUCUGACCCAACUAUAUUGAAGCUGGCCAAGUUGGAAAAACUUUUCAAAAAGGCACAAUGA
This is a messenger RNA of Camellia sinensis, 393 nucleotides long. Lineage: Eukaryota; Viridiplantae; Streptophyta; Magnoliopsida; Ericales; Theaceae. The record is from RefSeq and is a predicted model, not a curated record.